Molecule: messenger RNA, 1698 nt
Organism: Ctenocephalides felis (cat flea)
Lineage: Eukaryota; Metazoa; Arthropoda; Insecta; Siphonaptera; Pulicidae
Exons: 9
Coding region: 1-1698 (565 amino acids)
Molecular function (GO): protein binding
Source: RefSeq, a predicted model, not a curated record
AUGUCGUCGGAGAAAACGGAGAAAAUCUUAUCAAGUGUUUUUUGGGGAUUCUUCAUCGUUGUCAACCUGUUGACACAGGCUACGUCAAGUUCUUCAGUUUGCACGGGAGCUUUCGAUGUGCAUACGGAUAAAAUAAUAAGGACGGAAGAAUCCACGGCUAUGGGGGCUCAAUUUGUCGAUGAAACCGAGCUGUCGACAAGGGAGCAAUGCUUGGAACUCUGUUGUGAAACAACUCGGUGUGAUGUUUUUGUUUACGAAGAGAAGAAUCCUGGUUCAUGUUAUAUGUUCCACUGUGGACCCCCAGACGAUUUCAGAUGUAAAUUUUCACGACACGCCAACUACAGCAGCGCAGUAUUAACGACUCCACGACAACAACUCAAACAGGAAGUACAAAGGCAACUUAUGGCGGAAGCUGCACAACAAGCCAGUCAACGUCAUAUGUCACAACACGAACAGGAGUUGGCUAAUCUUAGGUCUAGAAUAGCAUCAGUAAGUGAAAAUCGACACGUGACUUCAAAGGCACCGAUCGAAGAAAAAAUCAACAUUUCAACCACUGCACCAUCAAAACCAAUUCCCGCUGCAAAAAAUGCAGCUCAACACUGCAGCGAAUACCAAUUUUCAUGCCAUUCGGGUGAAUGCAUAGCCGUGUAUAACGCAUGCGACGGCAUUCCGCAAUGCAUCGACGGAAGCGACGAAGCCGCCGAACUGCGGUGUCCGCCUUUGCCUACUCCGAUUCCACAGAAUAGCGCACCGGUCCAGAGCCAACCCACUUUGCCGAAACCCAUCUUACCAAUCGUGCCAUAUGACAAGCCCCUAAGUAAUGUAUACAACCAAGGAGAAUCUAAUAUCGCUGUCGUAAGUGAUUUACAAGAAGGACAUGUUGCGCACUCGAAUUGGAUACCUCAUUCAUCAAACGAUCAUCCAUACGAUAUUGAUGGUAGAGCCUUUAAUCAUCAGAAUAGUUUUCAGUCGAUAGCUUCCCAGUAUGUGGACCCUCAAACAGACAAAGUUCGGCAAAAUCUCGCUUACAGAGAACCUUCCGAGGUUUAUCGAAAUCAUCCUGGCGGAGGUGGAGUGGAUGUGUGGCAACUAGAGCAUUUGCAACAAAAACAAGUAGGACAACAGAACCCAUGGUUAGCUAACAGACAACAGUCUAUCCUUAUUCCCACUCUAAAUGACCUGCCGAAACAAAACCAACCACCACAAUGGCAUCAAGAGUGGAUCCAGCAAAAUGGACAGGUGCCUAUACCACUGGAUGUAACUGCACAUAUAACUGGUAAAAAGGAACCACAUUUAAUUGCUAGUCCAGAUAGAUCUGAAGCCAAAACAACAGAAUCAAAGCAUAUGCCACAUAAACAUGAAGAAAAUAAGGAAGAAUAUGUAGAUAUAGAAGAACAACAAAAACAACCCAAAAAAGUCGAAAGCAUACAUAAAAUUACGCCAGCUUCUCAUGACCAUGAAGAUUCUGAUAAGAAGGGUUCCAAUCCAGAGCAAUCACCAUGGGCUGAUGAGCUAGGUGGUGAAGCAGAAAGACCUGGAGGAGCAGUAUUAUCAUUGACUUUAGGUGUAUGUAUAACUGCUGCAUUAGCUGUUCUAAUUGGUUGUAGACUUAGAUUAGUCAAAAGAAGAGUUCGAAGACAUGGAAAAUCAGCACAUGCUCAUGAUCCAGAUUAUCUUGUUAAUGGGAUGUAUUUAUAA